This is a messenger RNA of Asparagus officinalis (garden asparagus), 1135 nucleotides long. Its product is annotated as transcription repressor OFP7-like. The transcript has a single exon. The annotation marks the transcript as partial. The record is from RefSeq and is a predicted model, not a curated record. Gene Ontology annotation, biological process: negative regulation of DNA-templated transcription. NCBI's taxonomy places the organism in Eukaryota, Viridiplantae, Streptophyta, Magnoliopsida, Asparagales, Asparagaceae.
ACAGUGGGGAAAAAAGGAAGAAGAAGAAGAAGAAGAAGAAAAGUAAAAAGACGUUUGCAUGGAGAGCACGAACCGGCUAAAGCAGCGGCUGAGCCGCCUCUCCGGCCCCGACCCUCCUCCGAACCUCAUGCGGUUCCCCACCUCCGCCACCCGGCAGCAUCUUCACCUCCUCCUCCGCGCCGCGACACCUCCAGCGCCGCAGCCUCUCCGCUGCCACCACCGAAAGCAUUUCACCCUCCACUGCCUUCGACCGCUCCCUCUCAAUCUCCUCCUCCUCCCGCUUCCUCUCCCUCGACUGCGCGCCUCAAACCUUGCCGACCCAGCAAAGCUUCAGACCCCGUCGACGUCGUCCCCUACGCCGUCACAUUCAAUGUCGCGGACAAAAAGGACGAGAGAGAACUCACACAGCCCGGAGAUUCGCAGGCGACCGAAGAAAAAGAAUUAGAGGCCAAGAGGAACGACAGGAGGACAAACAAGAAGAAGGUUAAGCCCCUCUUGUCCAACAACGCCUACGGAUUCACAAGCUCUUCUGAUUCGGAGUCCUUCAGCGACGACGACGGCGGCCGCAUUGAAAAAGAUGCAGGCACCUUCUUCUCGUCCAGAGGCUUCUCCUCUGACUCCUCUGUGUUCUACAGUCGCCCUUCGAAGCGGAAAGCUUACAAGAAAAAGAACAAGAAACAGAGCAAGCCACCGCCGCCGAGGAAAAGGACUAAUAGUAAUAAGAAGGGCGUUCCGGUGAUGAAGAGAUCGAAUGAUCCUUACACCGAUUUUCGGAGUUCGAUGGUGGAGAUGAUAGUAGAGAGGCAGAUAUUUGGGGCUAGAGAUCUUGAGAGGUUGCUGCAUUCUUAUCUCACUCUGAAUUCCCCUCAUCAUCAUGCUGCUAUUCUCAGGGCGUUUGCUGAUAUUUCUCAAGUUCUAUACGGUCACUGAAGCCCAAUUCAAUUUGACCUGUCGCUUGAAACAUGGGGUUUGUUUGUUUGUUUGUUUAAAUUUUUUGUUGACUUAACUUUAGGUUUCUGUGAGCUUCUUCUUUCUCUGUUUGGGGAUUUCUAGCUACUUUGGUGCUUGGUUAUUAUUGAUGUGUUGUUUUUAUGGGUGUUUUGAUGCGCUAAUCAAUAACAGCUCUGUUAUCCUC